AUGGCAAUUGGAAGGUUACAAGAUGAGAAGGUAACAUUGCGAAAACAAUCAUAUAGAAUAGCACCAAAUACACCUAGUAUUGUUAAUACUAGUAGACCUUUUAAUUCUAGAGAACCUAUAUCAUCUUCAAAACCCAUGACAGAAACUCCAGUUGUUAGAAGAUUAACUCAGGCUGAAGCUGAAGAAAGAAGAAAGCAACAACUAUGUUAUAACUGUGAUGAAAAGUGGCACCGAGGUCAUCGCUGUAAAACUCAUACAUUGUUCUUAAUUGAUAGAUAUGACAAUCAGGAUGAAGAUAAUGGUACAGAUGAAGUUGCUAUAGAAGAAGAAUCUGAAAAAGAAGCUGUCGAGAUUUCUAUGCAUGCACUUGAUGGAUCAUUAGCUCCACAAACCAUGUGGGUACAAGGAGAAAUUAAGAAGGCUAAAGUUACCAUACUUAUCGAUUCUGGAAGUACCCAUAAUUUUGUUGAUUCUGCGAUACCUAAAAGAAUGGGAAUUAAGAUAAUUAAAGAUGAGACUUUUGAGGUGUUGGUAGCUAAUGGUGCUAGAAUGACUUGUGACGGAAGAUGCUUGGAUAUGGAUUAUAAGUUAAAUAAAUAUGGGUUCAAAGGAAAUUUUUAUGUAUUGCCACUUGGGGGAUGCGAUGUGGUUCUGGGAGCCCAAUGGUUAGAAACGUUGGGUCCCAUAACUUGGGAUUUCAGACAUUUAACCAUGGAUUUUAAGAGGGAUGGUGAACGUAUUCGACUAGAAGGAGAUAAGAAAAAUAAAGUAAAGUUAGCCAACAUCAAUAGCAUCCAGAAACUCUUAAAUAAGGGAUCAACUGGGUUCUUUUGCAAAAUCAACCAAUGUAUAGAAGCACAAAUUAGUCAAGAAACACCAGGGGAGAUACAAGAAUUAAUUGAAAAGUUUGGUGAGGUGUUCUCGGUACCCACAAUGCUGCCACCUGUGAGAAACCAUGAUCACCGCAUAACGUUACAACCUGGGAGUGCUCCAAUCAAUGUACGACCUUACAGGUACGCACAUUACCAGAAAGUUAAGAAAAAAGAUGGCACUUGGUGUAUGUGUGUUGAUUAUAGAGCUUUAAACCAGGCUACUGUCAAGGAUAAGUUUCCUAUUCCAGUCAUUGAUGAGUUAUUAGAUGAACUACAUGGAUCUUUAUUCUUUUCGAAGCUAGAUUUAAGAUCGGGUUAUCAUCAAAUUAGGAUAAAUCAAUUAAGAAAAUCUGUCUUGGUUUUCUUUGAUGAUAUUCUGAUCUAUAGUCCUACCUGGGAAGCACAUUUAUUGCACCUUCGUGAAGUAUUCCUGAUAUUAGAAAGCCAUCAACUUAAGGUCAAAUUAAGUAAAUGUUCUUUUGGUACUGAGAGGGUUGAGUAUUUGGGUCAUAUCAUCUCAAGAGGAGGAGUGGAAGCUGAUCCUAGCAAGAUACGGGAUAUGUUGGACUGGCCGUUACCAAGAACUGUCAAGGCAUUACGAAUUCCUAGGUUUGACAGGAUAUUAUAG
Papaver somniferum (opium poppy) is the source of this 1500-nucleotide messenger RNA. RefSeq lists its product as uncharacterized. The record is from RefSeq and is a predicted model, not a curated record. The transcript is spliced from 3 exons. Lineage: Eukaryota; Viridiplantae; Streptophyta; Magnoliopsida; Ranunculales; Papaveraceae. Bases 1 to 1500 code for a protein of 499 amino acids.